GUUUAUUAACAUAAGUGCAUGAUUUCCCUAACAGUGGAUGGAGGAUGGAGAGUAAGGUUUAAUAUAAUGAGGAGAGGGAGGUAUAGGGGGAACCAGGGCGCAUUAUACGUUAUACCUUGAGGGGAUCAAUACGACAGACAGACAGACGAGGAUAUUAAAAUUAGUGCAUGAUUUCCCAAACAGUGGAUAGAGGAUGGAGAGUAAGGUUUAAUAUAAUGAGGAGGAGAGGGAGGUAUUGGGCCCGGGGAACCAGGGCGCAUUAUACGGUAUACCUUGAGGGGAUCAAUACGACAGACAGACAGACAGACAGACGAGGAAAUUAACAUUAGUGCAUGAUUUCCCUAACAGUGGAUGUAGGCUGGAGAACAAGGUUUAAUAUAAUGAGGGGGAGAGGGAGGCAUAGGGGGAAGUUCAGCCAGGGCAUUAUACUUUGAGGGGAUCAAUACGACAGACAGACAGACAGACAGACGAGGAUAUUAACAUUAGUGCAUGAUUUCCCUAACAGUGGAUGUAGGCUGGAGAACAAGGUUUAAUAUAAUGAGGAGGAUAAGCCUGCAUGACGCGUGUGGGCGCCGCGACGCUCCCGCCACCUGCAAACAUUCCCCCAAACAAUAACUAAGUACAAAAAUAACUAAUUCGUGCCGUCUGUGAGGCUGACGGGACAUUUACCGCCGAGCACCAUGCGUGGGGGCGAGCGGCAGUACCCUUGGCGGCAGGGGAGUGGUGGCAGCCUCUAAUACCCGUGCCAGCAGCAGCAACAGGGCGCCAGGACAGCCGCGGCAGGACACAACGGACGCUACUCCAGGAAACAUCGCCUCCAGCCACACCGCGCCGUGCAGCCCCCCGCCAGGCCCGCCAUACUAGUGCAGCAGACCCCAGGCCACCGCCAUGCCCAAGAAGAAGUCAGCCGUUACCAACAACAGUAGCUUGGCUGCUGACUUCAAGCCAGGCACUGGAGGCUCACCAGAUUCUCCAAACAACCCCAAAAAGAAGAGACGCACCUCCAACCCCCCACCCACAGCCCAGGGCCCUCCGUCCACACCCCCCAGCCAUGAGUUGGUCCCUCCCCCCCUCUCAGGUUAUGGUGACACGAUUGUGGCGUCCAACCCUUUUGAUGACUCGCCUUCAGUGUCAGCACCUUCCUCCAGCAGCAUGGGGCCGGGGCCAGGGCCAGGGCCAGGGCCUGGACCUGGCCCCAUGAGUCAUGGACCAAUGGGCCCCAUGGGAAUGUCAUACAUGGCAAACAUGAACAUGAAGAAUAUGGGUAUGGGAGGGCCAAUGAGUGGGCCAAUGGGAGGACCAAUGAAUGGACCCAUGGGUCCUGGUGGACCUAUGGGCCCAGGAGGCCCCAUGAAUGGCCCAAUGAGUGGCCCCAUGGGACCUGGUGGACCAAUGAAUGGUCCCAUGAAUGGUCCUAUGAGUAACCCAAUGAAUGGUCCCAUGAAUGGACCAAUGAAUGGCCCCAUGAAUGGUCCAAUGAAUGGUCCCAUGAAUGGUCCCAUGAAUGGUCCCAUGAAUGGCCCCAUGAAUGGCCCCAUGAAUGGCCCCAUGUCAGGCCCCAUGAGCAUGAGCAACAUGAACGGCAUGAACAUGAACACUUCCAUGUCUGGGCCUGGCAUGCCCAUGACAACCAUGAGUCAGAUGACAAGCAUGGCAGGAAUGAACGGGCCAAUGCCCCCCAUGAAUGGACCUGGGAUGAACAAUGGACCUGGCAUGAAUAAUGGUCAGGGACCCAACAUGGGGCCCAAGCCCAUGCCUGUUAGCUCAGGCAAGGUUUACCCGCCCGACCAGCCGAUGGUCUUCAACCCUCAAAACCCCAACGCUCCGCCCAUCUACCCCUGUGGGAUCUGCCAUAAGGAGGUGCAUGACAACGACCAGGCAAUUCUCUGUGAGUCCGGUUGUAACUUCUGGUUCCACAGAGUGUGCACUGGGCUUACAGAAGGGGCAUAUCAUCUGCUUACAGGGGAAGUAUAUGCUGAAUGGGUAUGUGAUAAGUGCCUCAAUUCCAAGAACAUACCGUUAGUGAAAUUCAAGCCAUGAGGGCGUGUAAUGGAUAUGUAAAAAGAUCAGCUAAGUGAGCUGCGACAUUGCAGGACGGCAUCUUUCAUUUCAAGUAGCACUCAGAAAUUAGUCUUCCCAAAGCCCUUGCAUAUGCUCAUUUUGGCUGAUCUUUUCACAUAUACCUAAUCAAUUAUUUCAUGUUCAUUGUUCAUAUAGGACAUGAUCAUAAUAUUCCUGGGGCCAGAUAUGAGGUACAUCACCCUUGCAAGCUGUGUAUUAUGUGGCUCAUGUGCUUUAGUUGCUACACAUCCUACAGACUUAGGUAGCAGCUCACUGCUUGCCUGGGUACUCAUGAGCCAGUGACACACAACUCAAAGUAAUGCAUUGUACAGAAUCAGCACCAUUUCCAGAUUAAUCCAGAGAUAUCCUACAAAUCAAAUUAGUUCAGAACUUCAGGAAUUGUGUGUUAUACAUAACUCAUCUUCCAUUCUUAAUAUAAAGUUUAAGACUGUGCUCCCUGUUCCUAUUUUGUUACAGUGCCAGCCUUUUACACAAGUACCACUUUUUAAUCACAUAUGGCACAGAUAUGGAAAAAGAGCAUGUCUUAAUUUUACAUUUUUCAUUAUAGGGUAAUUUCUAAUAAGGAACAAAUUCAUCUUUUCAUCCAAAUAGAAAUAAUUGGUUUUGCUGAAAAGUACAUAUACUAGAUGUUUGUGCAUUUUUAAUUUAUUUUGAGUAAUUAUCGAGAAUGGGAACUAUGGACACUAGUAAAUUGGGAUGGUUUGGGCAGUAGAAUUUACUGCAACUUCAGUUUAAGUAAAGAAUUGGCAGUAGAUAUACCAACCCAACACUUGAUAGCAUUUGAUUCUUAACCAUUCAUAGCAUCAGCAGUCCAUGUGGGAUCUUGCAGUGUCUUGGCUGCAGUAUUAAUGGGUCUUCAGCUAUGAGUAACAAUGGUAAAUAUUCAGAAAGUGUACUAUACUAAAACCAUUUUAUGAGGGCAGAUUGUGUAUGGCUGGCUCAGACCUUGGACUGUUAGCACAGCUGCCACGUCUGGGCGUAUGGGAACGUGAGCAUUAUUUUCACAUGAAUGGAGCACUUUUAAAAAUAGGAUAUUUUCUUUUCUCUCGGUUUGACCUGUUUUUCACACCUCAUCUGGGGUAUAAGUCUAGGGACAUUUCUUUAUAGAGAUUUCCCCUGCAGGCCUAAUUCAUCAAAAUUCAUCGCUGUUGGAGGGAGAUUUUUCGUCAGGGAGGAGAAUAUAUGCUCUUGUGGUUAAUUAUUGUGUUAUGAUCAUUUAAUUUAGAGCAAAUUUUCAAUUCUAACCAUUUGCUAACAUUGGUGGCUCUUGCUAUUCGAGUUACUGCCUUUGAGAGAUCUAUUUAUUAGAGAUCGAUUUAUUUCUAUUCUUAUUUUAUUAUUUGUUAGCCUUUUCUUCUAAGUUGCAUUGUAAAUCAUAUCUUUUGCUUGAGUAUGGAGGACACAAGAAUGUCAUAGGACAACAGCUCCUUGGCAGGGCACCGACAGGGUAUGAUAAAGCAUGGAUACCUUAUGUCACCAAAGCAACAAUACCAAUUCUUAU
Messenger RNA from Eriocheir sinensis (Chinese mitten crab), 3583 nucleotides. Its product is annotated as protein pygopus-like. Lineage: Eukaryota; Metazoa; Arthropoda; Malacostraca; Decapoda; Varunidae. The transcript is spliced from 5 exons. Bases 889 to 2040 code for a protein of 383 amino acids. The record is from RefSeq and is a predicted model, not a curated record.